UAACCAACUGGUUGCAUCACCGUUUUCAUUGUUUAUUUUGUUUUUUUCAAUGUUUAUUAUUUUUAAUUUUUUGAUUUGAUUUUCUUCUAGUUUUUUAUUCGAUUUUCAAAUAAUUAUGGAAAAUGUUUGGACAACUAAAUUUAAUAAAGCUCAAUUCAUUGUUGGACCUAUGGUUGAUCAAAGUGAGCUUCCCUUUCGCUUGCUAUGUCGCCAAUAUGGAGCUCAACUGUGCUACUCUCCCAUGUUACAUGCCGGUAUAUUUGUUAAAGAUGCUAAAUAUCGUAAAGAAAAUUUGGUAACAUGUGAAAGUGAUCGACCUUUAGUUGUACAAUUUUGUGCCAAUGACCCAGAUACAUUUCUAGAAGCGGCUAAAUUAGCUGAACCUUAUUGUGAUGCCAUAGACCUCAACUUAGGUUGCCCUCAGACCAUUGCGAAGCGUGGCCAUUAUGGAGCAUUUUUAGAAGACGAAUGGGAUCUUUUAAGAUCUAUGAUUUCUAAAGUCAAGAAUGAAUUGACCAUUCCUAUAACCUGUAAAGUUAGGAUAUUUAAAGAUAUGGAAAAAUCAAUCAACUAUGCUAAAAUGUUGGAACAAUCUGGUUGUUCAUUAUUAGCUGUCCAUGGACGAGUAAAGGAACAAAAAGGAGUUCUUACUGGAUUAGCAAAUUGGCAAUAUAUUAAAGCAAUCAAAGAAAAUGUAAAGAUACCGGUGGUAGCGAAUGGCAAUAUCCAAAGUCUUGUUGAUGUGUAUAGAUGUUUAGAGGAAACUGGAGUUGAAGGUGUUAUGUCCGCCGAAGGAGUGCUUCACAACCCAGCUUUAUUUCGUGCAAUUCAUCCUCCAGUGUGGAAAAUAGCCGAAGAUUAUUUGCAAUUGGUUGAACAGUAUCCUUGUGCCUUAUCGAUAGCUCGAGGACAUUUAUUCAAAUUCUUCCAUAUUUCUUUGAGUAUUGAGGAGAAUAAUGAUUUAAGAUCUUUGUUAGCUAAAGCUAAUGCUAGGAGUCAGCUUCAUCAAUUUGUUGAAUUGAUGAAAGAACGCUUUAAAGAAAACUAUGGAUUAGAAGAUUUGUAUAUUGAUAUGCCGAUGUCGACGUUACCCUUACCUCCUUAUUUUUGUCAACCCCACUUUCGCCCUCCUCCGCCACCAAUAAAACCACCAGGAUCCGAAGAGACAAGUAAAAAACGACCAAUAGAAAAUGAUUCAGAAGCGAAUGAAGCGAAGAGAUUAGCUCAUGAGGCAAAACUCAUCGCUAAAAAAGAAGCUAAAGAGGCAGCUGGACGUAGAUUACCUCUUUGUGUUUUGUGCCCGAAUCCGAAAGGAGUUAAAUGCGAUUACAAUCUUUGCAGAACAUGUUGUCGGAACAAAGUUUACAAAUUAGUUCUAGAUUGUGUUGGUCAUAAACUGCUAUUUAAAACUAGAAAACGAAUUAACGAGGAGAAAAACAAAGAAAAAGCUAAUGAACUCGUCUCGACUCUAACUCAACCUUCGACGAAUUCAUCUCCUGUUUUAACAUGUGAAUGAUGAUUAAAUGUCUAAAAUUUAUGAUGGAAUCCGACUCAAUUUUAAAAAAAGUUUGACUAGACGCGUUAAAGGUUUUUUGGAUGCUAAAUAAUGUAAUACGAAUGUUAAUUACGAAAAAAAGUCAUUUGAUCGAAUCAAUAAACUUUGUCAAAUCUGAAUAGUUUUGAAACUGAA
Molecule: messenger RNA, 1690 nt
Organism: Tetranychus urticae (two-spotted spider mite)
Lineage: Eukaryota; Metazoa; Arthropoda; Arachnida; Trombidiformes; Tetranychidae
Gene: Dus1
Product: Dihydrouridine synthase 1
Biological process (GO): tRNA processing
Molecular function (GO): tRNA dihydrouridine synthase activity; flavin adenine dinucleotide binding
Source: RefSeq, a predicted model, not a curated record